This is a messenger RNA of Stomoxys calcitrans (stable fly), 1572 nucleotides long. Its product is annotated as zinc carboxypeptidase. Gene Ontology annotation, biological process: proteolysis. Lineage: Eukaryota; Metazoa; Arthropoda; Insecta; Diptera; Muscidae. The transcript is spliced from 6 exons. The record is from RefSeq and is a predicted model, not a curated record. Gene Ontology annotation, molecular function: metallocarboxypeptidase activity; zinc ion binding. Bases 180 to 1472 code for a protein of 430 amino acids.
GCAUCCAAGCCGUAUUUUAUUAUCCUGCCUGCUGAGGAAUGCUGUUUUCCUACCCACACUGCUAAGAGAUCGCGCCCUGUUUUGAUGAACGUUAAACAAGGGAAGCUUAGAUAGAGUACAAGUGGGCUCUACAAUCGGAAGAAUAUAACCAUCCGGCGAAAGGAUUCAAAGAAGGUACAAUGAAACUCGUUGUGGUAAUAACAACCUUAGCAGCACUCCUUGGUCUGGCUUCAGCUAACCAACCAGCUGCUGCUCGUUACGAUGACUUUAAAGUCUACAAAGUCUUUGUCAAGGACGAACAACAAUUGGAUGAAUUCAAGGGGAUGUCAAACAACCUUCCGGUGCAAUUUCUGACUGACAUAGCUGGCGCCGGGCGUAGUUAUGAUGUGGCCAUCGAUCCUGUCAAUCACAAGGCCAUGGAAGAUUUUCUGCAGAACAGUGAAAUGAGCUACGAACGCACCAUUGAUGAUCUGCAAGCCAUUCUUGAUGAGAGCCCACUCGUUCCUCAGGCAAAGGGUCCAUUCCACUCUGCUCUAAACUGGACCCAUUAUCAUGAUUUAAAAAACAUUUACGAUUGGAUGGACCUCAUAAAGCGAGAUAUUAGAGUUAAAUCGUACGUAAUUGGAUACUCCUAUGAAAAUCGUCCCAUCAGGGCGGUUCGUAUCUCUACCAGACUGGGAAACAAGGCUAUUUUCAUUGAGUCCAACAUUCACGCUAUCGAAUGGAUCUCAUCGGCCACCACCACCUGCUUCAUAGAUAGAUUGCUGAAAGCCCGUGAUGGGGAAUUGAUAAAUUUGUUGUGGAACUAUGAUUGGAUAUUUGUGCCAGUCCUUAAUCCCGAUGGUUUGGAGUAUACUCAUUAUAAGGAACGUUUGUGGCGUAAGAAUCGCAAACCCACCGGUUUCUCUAACUCCUCCGGACCUUGCUAUGGCGUCGAUAUGAAUCGCAACUUUGACUUUGAAUGGGGAAGAUCUGGUUGGAACAUUGAUGUUCCCUGCGAUCACUGGUAUGGUGGUGCUGAGCCCGACUCUGAGCCCGAAGUGCAAGCUCUACAAAACUUUGUCAAGAGUUUUCCCCGAAACUACAUUCGAAUGUAUUUGGCUUUCCAUUCAUAUGGCAACAUGGUUCUAUUGCCCUAUGGUCACACCAUUGAUGAAUUCCCAGAUAACUAUCAACAAAUGAUGCGCAUUGCCGAAGCUUUUGCUGCUGGAGCCAAAGUCAAAUAUGGGACCGUAUUUCGAAGUGGUGCCAGUGGUCUUCUAAAUUAUUUAGUUUCUGGUUCGGCCAAGGACUGGGCAUAUGGUGUUCGAGGUAUUCCUUUCACUGCCACCAUUGAAUUGCGCGACGAUGGUUCUAAGUAUGGUUUCUUCUUGCCUGCCUCCCAAAUUCUUGAGGUUUGUGACGAAGUGACUGAUGGUAUUGUGGCAAUGGUUCGCAAGGCGAGAUCUGAGGGACUUUUUAAUUGGUUCUAAAUCGCUAAUAAGCCCAACAAAUUCCACACAAUUUUAUUAAAAAUAACGUGUAGUCAAUAAUAGCCAGGAUGGUUUAUGAUUGUGAAAUCAAAUCAAAUAA